AUGAGCAACGCAACCAACACACCCCAACCCCAAGGCCUAAUAACAUCCUCACCCCACACCCUCCAGAACUUCGACCUAACCGCACCCAUCCUCCGCUUCGACUUCCCCACGCCCGCCGCCCAAGCCACCUUCCACCGCGCCUUCCUCCAAGUCCGCAACGAAAAGGACAAAGCAGCUUUUAUGCAACGUUUCUUCGAUAACUACGACGGCCAAGUCUCCAUACCUCGGCGCGUCAUCAUGGACACGAGCCGAGAUGAAGAAGUCGCGAGGAGGCUGCAGGAGAGUCUGCCGGUGGAGGUAGAUACGGGGAGGGAUGAGCACAUGGCGAGACAGCUGCAGGAGCAGAUGGAGCAGAUGACCAGGGGUGGUUUCGGACGAGCUGGUAGAGGGCCGGCUAAUGGAGGACAUGGUCGGAUGAAUGGACGAAACGACAGCACAAACGGUAGAGGAUAUGGUGGUGGAAGCAGAGGCGUACCGGUGAACGACGAAGACGAAGCCUAUCGCGCAAGGAGACGGAUCGAGCGCCAGAGGGAGAUGCAGGAAUGGCAGACCGCAGCGCAAGGAUGGACAACCGCGGCCGACGGAGCCUACGUUGACACGAUGGAAAGGCUAAGACACCAGUUUAGACGAGCGGGCCUUCAAGACCCUGGUGCGUAUCCUGGACAGCCUGGAUAUGGUCAUGGGCCUCCUCGACGAAAUCCUCGCCUGCCGUCUCGUCGCCCUGAGAACCAAGGAAAUGAGUUCGAGGGCUAUCGUGGCAAUGGUGGGCAGGGUUCUCCGGGAUAUGGUCAAGGUAACGGAGGGUAUGGCUACGGCUACGACCCGCGCCGGGAUCACUGGGGUCAUCGAGAUGGAGGCUAUUAG
This is a messenger RNA of Alternaria triticimaculans, 864 nucleotides long. RefSeq lists its product as uncharacterized. The coding region runs from base 1 to 864 and encodes 287 amino acids. The record is from RefSeq and is a predicted model, not a curated record. The transcript has a single exon. Lineage: Eukaryota; Fungi; Ascomycota; Dothideomycetes; Pleosporales; Pleosporaceae.